ACGCAUAAAUUGGCUCGCGCGCUUUCUAAAUCAGUGAUUUUUAAAAACUAUAAUAUGUGUUGUGUGUGCAUUGGUGGGCUUCUAUGAGCUGUCGAAGGCGCUUAGCAGCCCUGUGAGAUUUGCUGCUUCACAAGUGUCGUCGAGGAUGUAACAGCGAUGUGCGCGCCGGCUGCUGCGGCGCUCCUACUAGCCGCGCUCUCCGCCCUGCCGUGCAAAGGAACGGACGCCGAUAGCUCAACAAUUGUGAACGAAGCCAAUGAAACAACUUUACCAACGAUAAACAAAGUCUAUCAAAUGCUGUUCGCUACCAACUCGCAUAAUGAAACCAACCCCAAGUUUAAUUACUCCCUCAAUGUUCUACAUAGUUUCGAACCUAACCAUUUCUCCAGUACCGAGAAGAUAGAUAAAUCAAAAGCAAUGUGCUGUAACAACACAGAUGUGUUAACUUUACAUAAUAUGGGAGAUGUUUUAGAUAAGGACAGGGUGAAUAGAAAGCGGCGGGUUGUGAAUGUAUUGAGGGACAUUACACUGGAAGAUAAUGUGACGUUGAACAGUUAUGUGGAUCACACCGUCACGCUGCCCAAUCUUCAGCCAAUGGCUAUGGAGAGGAGACGCAAGCCGGGAGAAUCAGGCUCCAGCGCCCCACUGCUCAAUUACAUAUUUGAUACUUAUUCAAAUACACAUCAACACAGAAAUGAGAGAGUUGGUACCGGGAACAGUAUAUACGUGGCAGUUGGGCCGGAGAUCGAAGCACUGGUCGGCUCCACAGCGCUUCUGGACUGCAAGGUGGACGCCCUACACGAUAAACUGGUCUCAUGGGUACGUCGAAAAAACGACGAGCAGCCGAUGGAAUUGCUGACAACCGGGACACAGCAGUAUACGGCUGAUGACAGAUAUUCAGCCCGCUUCAUACCACCGGACAUAUGGAGGCUGCAGAUAAAGGAAGUGAGGCCAUCUGACGCUGCGUUCUACGAUUGCCAACUGUCUGCACACCCUCCUAGAACUGCGCGUGUUACUUUGAGGGUACCUGAAGCUUCAGAAACUCUGCACCUUAAAAUCGUCUUGUUUAAUCCACCGUCUUGA
Molecule: messenger RNA, 1083 nt
Organism: Bicyclus anynana (squinting bush brown)
Lineage: Eukaryota; Metazoa; Arthropoda; Insecta; Lepidoptera; Nymphalidae
Exons: 7
Coding region: 157-1083 (308 amino acids)
Biological process (GO): synapse organization
Cellular component (GO): neuron projection membrane
Source: RefSeq, a predicted model, not a curated record